Molecule: messenger RNA, 1455 nt
Organism: Haliotis rubra (blacklip abalone)
Lineage: Eukaryota; Metazoa; Mollusca; Gastropoda; Lepetellida; Haliotidae
Product: NXPE family member 4-like
Exons: 3
Coding region: 1-1455 (484 amino acids)
Source: RefSeq, a predicted model, not a curated record
AUGAUCAAGGGAGGUAAGCAAAGGGAUACCCGGAAGUGCACAAGUGCACACCGCUCCACAAUGACGUUAUUAAAUCCACAGCCUCUGUAUAGACGCGGAGACGUCAUAACAGUGGAGAUCAACACUUACAAUCAUUACGGAGAGAAGCAAACAGUUGGCGGCGAUUUCUUUAGAUUAUGGAUGGAAAACACAGAGGACAAAGUUGCAGUUGCUGGAGACGUCUUCGACAACAACAACGGCAGCUACACCGGGUUUCUCAGAGUCCAGUGGUCAGGCAUGGGAAGGAUCCGCUGCUUUCUUGAGCGUCGUAGGGAGGAACUAGCGAUGUUCUAUUCCAUCAUGGCUGAACAUGGAACGCUGUGGCAGCUGAAACGGGAGUUCGUAUGGGGCUUCUUGGUGAAAGAGAGUACGAGCUGCAGCAUGUUACGGAACCGCCUAGGAGACAUCUGCAACUUUACUUCUCUAAAUGACGGUUUCCCGUGGUACUGUGAAAAGCCGAAGAAUUCACUCCUUAACUGCGACACCUACAGUAAGUCCUGGUCCCUGUUUGGAGCAGAAUAUCUCCCGAAGGAAAAUCAGCAACGUGACAUAUACUAUUUAUCAUCUAAACCAGACAAUGACUUCCUUCUGUCCACCUUACAAAUAACAAGCGAAAUGGAAACUGGGAAUAAAAAGGUGGACACGCCUAAAACGCCCUGCAGUCAACUUUCGCCAAAGUAUACCUGGCAACGCAAGCAUCCUGUUGGAGUUAUUCACAGAACUAAGUGGAAACCCACGCUGUGUUUGGACACCCUAGAAUCUACAGCCCGGGCAUAUCGACAGUGUUUAAGGAACCGACGACUUUGGAUCCCCGGGGACUCAACCAGUCGUCAAUUCAAGGCAUCCCUUCACGACACACUUAACCUACCACGCCCCUCCAAUGAUCACAAUCCUCAACUCUUGGAGGACAAGCAAGACAAUUUCUCAGUGGCAUGGUUUGCUCAUGAAUUCCCGCUGUUUCACGGAUCCGGGCGCUACUCUUCAUUAACAAACAGGGCACAACAUAUUCUUCUUGAAUCUUUGCCCAAUAACACAGUGGAUAUUGUGGUGCUGUAUUUAUAUGUCCACUUCAAUUUAGUCCACCCGGACAUAUACCGCCAACAUGUUCAGCGACUUGUUCGGGCAGCUACGUCUCUCCUUCAACGGGCACCUGGUGUCACACUUGCUGUUCGAGGACCCUUUGCUUAUUACAGGAAUCCGUCUCAAGAGCUUGUGUCCUAUUGGGGACUGCUAUAUACAGAUGUAUUGCAUGAGGAGUUCUCAUCUAUUGCACACCGAGUGGUGUAUAUAGACUACUGGGAUAUGACGGUGGCCUUGGGCCCAAACCACAUUCAUCCAGAUACAUCAACGGUUAGAACUAUGGUUCACUAUAUGAUGUCUCUUCUCUGUCAUAGACGGGUGGGGAAUACGACUUAA